AUGUGUGUCAUCAACAAGAACACCGCCAUUGCUGGCGUCCUCGCUUUCGCAGCCAAGACUGCAGCUCAUGGUAUCGUUACCGGCAUCGUGGCUGAUGGUCAAUACAACCUCGGUUAUGAUCCGGGUUUCAAAUACCGGAACCCUCCUCCCACCGUUGCAGGAUGGUCCAUUCCAACUGUCGAGGAUAGAGGCUUCGUCUCCGACCUCAACGGGCCCGACAUUGUCUGCCAUAGAGGCGCCACCAACGGUCAGACCUAUGUCAAGGUCGCGGCCGGCGGUACUCUCGAGUUCCAAUGGACUGAAUGGCCUGAGGCUCACCACGGACCUAUGAUCGACUACCUAGCCCCUUGCGGUGGUGACUGCACUACCGUCGAGAAGACUUCGCUCAAGUUCAUCAAGGUUGCCGAGGCCGGUCUCAACAACGGCUCUCCCGCCCCUGGGAGCUGGGCUUCCGAUGACAUGAGAACCAACAACAACACUUGGGUUGUCAAGGUGCCCUCUGAUGUUGCUCCUGGCAAGUACGUCUGGCGUCACGAGACCAUUGCCCUCCACAGUGCGCACGAGUCGCAUGGUGCUCAGCCAUACCCUCAGUGUGUCAACGUCGAGAUCAGUGGCUCAGGCACCAACGAUAUGUCCGGUGGCCAGUCUGCCGAGGAGUUUUACUCUUGGACUGACCCUGGUAUUGAGCUGAACAUCUACUACCCCCCUCUGACCUCGUACGAGAUCCCUGGUCCUCCUCUCAUGGAGGGCGGUGGCUCUGGCUCUGGCUCCGCUCCAGCCCCGUCCUCGGGCUACUCGUUUCCCUCUGGUGGCUAUAGCAACUCUACCAUUCAUCCCACUGGCGGAUCCGGCCCCAAACCCACUGGUCGCCCCGGCGGCAACAAGCCUCCUGGCGGCUCCGUGUCCAUCACCGCCACCCCCACCGCGGCCACCCAGGUCGUUGAGACUUCGACCGUCCCAACGCCUCAGGUCCCCGCCGCAGAAGAGGGUGAUGACAGCAUCAAGCCCGUCGUCCCUAACCCUGGCGCAGGCGCUCCUGCUCCCGAGGUCGGCGAGCAGAAGCCCAGCAGCACCGCCCCUGCUUCAUUCACCAGCACCUGGACUGGCCGCAUCGGCAAGCCCACCAAGUUCACUUGCUAUGCUGAGGAAUAA
Molecule: messenger RNA, 1152 nt
Organism: Cyphellophora europaea CBS 101466
Lineage: Eukaryota; Fungi; Ascomycota; Eurotiomycetes; Chaetothyriales; Cyphellophoraceae
Exons: 1
Coding region: 1-1152 (383 amino acids)
Source: RefSeq, a predicted model, not a curated record